Umbelopsis ramanniana AG is the source of this 1885-nucleotide messenger RNA. RefSeq lists its product as uncharacterized. The transcript has a single exon. NCBI's taxonomy places the organism in Eukaryota, Fungi, Mucoromycota, Umbelopsidomycetes, Umbelopsidales, Umbelopsidaceae. Bases 75 to 1829 code for a protein of 584 amino acids. Gene Ontology annotation, molecular function: arylsulfatase activity. The record is from RefSeq and is a predicted model, not a curated record.
AGAAACGAUAUAAAUUGUAUUCCACUGCCAAAACCACUUUGGACUACCCCUCAUUCAUUCCAUAGUUAACCAUUAUGGCACCAGCCAGACCAAACUUUCUGAUUAUCAUUGCCGAUGACCUUGGGUUUUCCGAUGUGGGAUGCUUUGGUGGUGAAAUCAAGACUCCCAACCUCGACUCGCUCGGAAGAACUGGUGUCCGGUUCAAGGAUUUCCAUGCUGCAGCUGCAUGCUCUCCAACCCGAGCUAUGCUCAUGAGCGGCACAGAUCACCAUCUCACAGGUCUUGGACAGCUGGUAGAAUUUACCAGUAACAGCCCAGCACAUCAAGGAAAGCCAGGUCAUGAAGGCUACCUUACCGAUAACGUUGCAACAUUGCCUGAGGUUUUGCGAGAUGGAGGAUACCAUACCAUCAUGUCAGGAAAAUGGCAUCUUGGUUUACGUCCCGAGUACUCUCCUAACGCUCGUGGCUUUACGCGAGCGUUCACCUUACUACCCGGUUGCGCUAACCACUAUGGCUGGGAGCCUCAAAUUGAAGAAAAUGGGAUAUCACCUAAGUUCUUCGAUACCGCUGUAGCUGCCUUACACAUGGAAGAUCGCGAAUAUGUCGAUAACUCAAAGUUGCCGGAUGACUUUUACUCUACUGAUCACUACACCAACAAGCUUCUGCAGUAUUUUGAGGAGCGACCUACAGACAAGCCAUUUUUUGCCUAUCUGCCUUAUUCAGCCCCACACUGGCCUCUGCAGGCACCCAAGGAAAAUUCCAGUCGGUAUAAAGGGGUAUAUACGGAUGGCCCUGAAGCUCUAAGACAAAAACGUCUCCAAGGACUCAUUCGGGAAGGUCUUGCUUCAGCGGAUGUGAAAGCGCACCCCGUCGUAGCACCAGGUUCGAAUGAGUGGGAAGACAUGGAUGACAUUACACGCGCCAAGUCAGCAAAGGCAAUGGAGGUAUACGCCGGAAUGGUGGAUCGCAUGGAUGAGAACAUUGGAAAAGUCAUCACCUAUCUCAAGGACAAUGACUUGUAUGACAACACUAUGAUCUUUUUUGCCUCAGAUAAUGGUGCUGAAGGAGCAAGUUAUGAGAUGUUACCUGUGAUAGGCGACAAUAUCACUGCUCAUAUCGAGAAGUAUUACAACAACUCACUGGACAAUAUCGGACAAAAGGAUAGCUUUGUGUGGUAUGGCUCGCGCUGGGCACAAGCAGCAACAGCGCCAUCUAGACUGUUUAAAAUGUUUUCGACAGAAGGAGGUGUUCGGGUACCUCUCAUCAUGAAGCCGCUCGGUUCUGGUAACCCUAGCAUUUGUGACGAGUUCUGUACCAUGAUGGAUAUUAUGCCUACCCUUCUGGAACUUGCUGGAAUCGAGAAGCCAGGUAGUACUUAUAACGGUCGGUCAGUAAACAGUAUGCGAGGCUCGUCUUGGGUGCCAUAUCUCAAUGGGUCAGCAGAACAUAUCCACGACGACGACCAUGUUACCGGCUGGGAAUUGAUAGGAAACGGAGCUCUUCGCAAAGGAAACUGGAAAAUCAAUUUUGUAAACAAGCCUUUCGGGCCUGAAGCUUGGCAAUUAUACAACUUGUCUGUCGACCCGGGCGAGACCACUGAUCUUGCCGAACAAGAACCAGAAAAGCUAAAGGAGCUGAUUCAUCACUGGCAGCAAUAUGCUCUGGAAACUCAGGUGGUUGGUCUCAAACCGGAUCUAGGCACUAUUGUAGUGCGAGAUGAAAUGGACGACCCUACCAAGUGGAUGAAAUAUGAAACCAGCAGCGGAAUUUCUAAACAGUUAAAAAAUGAACGCGCCGCAGCAAAAGUCAUAGAUGAGCAUUUUAUAUAAGGAUUAUGUUGCUUUUAUAAAAUCAAAUACAACCAAUGCAUUGUACCAAUUCUCCC